Messenger RNA from Panicum virgatum (switchgrass), 3199 nucleotides. RefSeq names its product zinc finger MYM-type protein 1-like. The transcript has 2 exons. NCBI's taxonomy places the organism in Eukaryota, Viridiplantae, Streptophyta, Magnoliopsida, Poales, Poaceae. Gene Ontology annotation, molecular function: protein dimerization activity. The record is from RefSeq and is a predicted model, not a curated record. Bases 1328 to 3025 code for a protein of 565 amino acids.
CCCAAAAGAAAUUUUCAAACUAUAUCUCUGCAGCCCAUAAAACUUAAGCCCAGUAGCCCACGAACGGGUCAACGCUGAAACAAAGAAGCUAGCGAAGCCCAUCCACACAUGAGCAAGCAACCGAAGCCAGCAGUCGUUCUCGUGUCGCAACGGGCGGCGGCGGCGGGUACUGGCGGCGCGGCUCCGCACGCUCCGGCCAGGCGGCCACCGCAAAUACACCUGCACGCUCGUCGUCGUCCUAGCGUAGGUACAAAUCAAGCCAUCAAGGGUCACACUCGAGACUCGACUGCAGGAAGCUCCUGGAACUUGGUUGCAGCCUGCAGGUGAUUUUUGCGAUCCCCAAUUUUUGCCCUAGUUUCUUUAUAAGUCCGAUUCUGCCAAGCUAGCAAUUAAUUGAGUAGAUGUGAUUGUUGAAUGGCUGAAUCAGGUUGAGGUAGCAAUGGUUCAACUGAAAACUCUCCAUUCAUUUUACAAAAGAAAACGAGAUGAUGAGCAGGCUGUUGUGGAAGGGGAAGACAUCUUUGAUUAUCCUCCCGUACUUGGGUUACCUGAUUUGGAACUGCAAGGACAAGGAGAACAAGAAGGAACAGCAGGAGGUCAGUUAGGAUUGGAUUCCCCAAGGGAAGAAGAAAACCAACAGGCAGAAGUAGAACCAGCAGAAGAUGCAGAAGAAGUAGGAGCAGGACGGAGUGAGGAAGAAGAAAUUGAAAUAAAUGAAUUUGUCAUAUUUCAGGGCAUUGAAUUUUUAGAGAGAGAUCCUGCGUUGCGUCCACAAAUUUGGCAAUACCCAAAUGAUCAGAGAGAUCAAGUCAAGCGAGCAUACUUGCAGUUAGGUCCCAUGCAGCCGUUAUUGAAGAAAUACAAGCCUUCUGGACCCAAAGGACAUCAACGCCGUUUCAAUUACAUUUGGUUUAGUGAAUUUCCUUCUUGGUUGGAAUACUCAGUGAGUAGCGGCCGUGCAUACUGUUUUUUCUGCUUUCUUUGCAGCAAAAAUAUAAAGAGGCGAGGUGGUUUCGAUGUCUUCACAGCACAAGGUUUUGACAGCUGGAAGAAAGUUAAUGAUGGGAAAAAGUGUGCAUUCUUGGUUCAUGUAGGAUCUACUCCUUGCUCACAUCACAACAAUGCAGUGAGAGAAUGUCAAGCUAUAUUGAAUCAACCAAAUCACAUAGAAAAUAUUUUUUAAGUGGCAACUGACAGGGAGAAGGAAAAAAAUCGUUUACGGCUGAGAACAUCAAUUGUAGCUGUUAAGUGGUUAACAUCUCAGUCGUGUGCUUUUAGAGGUCAUGAUGAGACAGCUCAGUCAAAAAAUAGGGGUAACUUUGUUGAAAUGAUACAACUUCUUGCAGAUUUUAAUCCUGAAAUUGCUAGUGUGGUUUUAGAAAGUGCUCCAAAAUUUUGCAAGUACACCUCACCUAAGAUCCAAAAGGAGAUAUUGAGUAUUUUUGCAAUGAAAGUCAGAAAGCAUAUCCGUGAGGAAAUCGGCAAUGCUAAGUUCUCUAUUCUUGUGGAUGAAACAUGUGAUGUGGCAAAAAGAGAGCAAAUGGCACUUGUUUUCAGAUUUGUUGAUAAAUAUGGUGUUUUACAAGAACGGUUCUUUGACUUGAUACAUGUAAAGAACACCAAAGCAUUGACACUAAAAGAGGAAUUAUGUUCUGUAUUGUCCAAGUAUUCCUUUGAUAUCCAGAACCUCCGUGGCCAAGGGUACGAUGGUGCCAGCAAUAUGAGGGGGGAGUUGAAUGGACUGCAAGCACUUUUUCUGAGAGAAUGUCCUUAUGCAUAUUAUGUCCAUUGCUAUGCACAUCGUCUGCAACUUGCUCUUGUCGCUGCAGCAAAGGAUGUGGUUCCUGUUACCCAAUUUUUUCAGCACCUGGUCUUUAUUGUAAACACAGUUGACUCAUCAUCAAAGCGUCACGACGAGCUCCAUGAUGCCCAAAUGGUUGAACUUGCACGCUUACUAGCUAUUGAUGAGCUUGAGACAGGUCAAGGAGCAAAUCAAAUCCACUCAUUGAAACGCCCAGGAGAGACUAGAUGGGGUUCUCAUUUUGGUUCUGUUUCUAGCCUUAUGGACAUGUUCAAUCCAGUAAGUUCAGUUCUACAAAAUUUAGCUGCUGAUUCAACAGCUGGUGCAAACCGUGCUGAUGGAGAUACUUCUUUCAAGUACCUGACAUCUUUUGAAUUUGUGUUUGUCCUAUGUAUGAUGAGGGAAAUUUUUGAAAUAACUGAACAACUUGGUCAAGCUCUACAGAAGAAAUCACAGGACAUAGUUAAUGCUCUUCGCCUAGUGCAAUCUACAAAAGUUCUUCUUGAGCAAAUGAGAUCUGAUGAUGGAUGGGAAACUUUUAUUUGCAAGGUUGUUGAGUUCUGUGUGGGUCAUGGUAUUGCUAUUCCGGACAUGGAAGGAACAUACAUUUUGCGUGGUGGUCGUGCUCGUCGUCAACCUGAUCACUUUACUAAUGAGCGUUACUUUCGAGUGGAAAUAUUUCGUGCAACAAUUAACACUCAGCUUGCUGAAUUAAAUUUGAAGUUCAAUGAGAAGGUGAUGGAUUUGUUGUCCAUUAGUGUUACACUGAUACCAAAAAAUGGAUUCGUAUCAUUCCAAGCAAAUGAGAUAUGCAAAUUGGUUGAGAAGUACUAUCCAGCAUAUUUCAAUCGACAAGAGAUGAUUGGAUUAGAGCGCCAGCUCAACCAUUUUGUUCUUGAUGCUUCUAGCAGUGCAGAUAUGACAAAUAUUGCAACUUUAGUGGAGCUUUGUCGAGUACUUGUUGAGACAGGACGACACAGGAUCUUUAACUUGGUUGAUAGAUUAGUCCGUUUGCUUGUUACACUGCCAGUUUCCACUGCUGCUGCUGAGCGUGCUUUCUCUAUCUUGAAGAUCACCAAGACAAGGCUGCGCAACAAGAUGGAAGAUGAGUACCUUGCCAAUAACUUGCUGGUCCAUAUUGAAAGUGAAAUUGUACGACACUACACCUAUGAUGAUAUAAUCACAGAUUUCAAGAAUCAGAAGAACAGAAGAGCAGACCUCUAGGUUGUGGUAGUCACCGGUGGUAGUCCUAUAUCUGACCUGUGUUUUGGUAUAAUGGUAUGCCUUGUCUAAGAGUCUCUACGGUCACUCGUAUUUUGUGAAUUGUGACACAACUACAUAAAUAUAUAGCUAAUGUUAUUCUAUAUAGACUUGUAAUGGUUACUGCAACAUUAUCAA